GCGUGUGUGAAGAGGAAGGAAGAGGCAGUCUAUAUAAAGCCAGACAGUGGGAUGGUAGCUGAGUGUUUACGAGAACUUUGUGGGAGGCCAGCAGAGGCUGAGCUGUCAAGAAAACCAAGAAGCUGCUCCUGGCGUGCACAUGCAGGUGAAAGCAUUCUGUAUUCGGUGAGCAGCGGUGUUUGAGAGAUCAUGUCGGGGUCUGGGAACAAGCUGACGCUGCGGCGUGGCCUUACCUUUGUGACGGGCCUGCUGGAGUGCCUGUGUUUUGCUGGAGCUGUGUUUGGAUGGGCUUCCCUGGUUUUCGUUCUUAAGGAGGAGGGAUACUUCAGGUCUCUGUGUGUCAAUGCCACAGGAGUCAACAGCACACACACUUUAGACUGCAGUGCACAGGAUGAGCAGUUCUCCCUUAUUUUCACCAUCGCAUCCUUCAUGAACAAUUUCCUCACACUACCCAGCGGUUUCCUCUUUGAUCGUUUCGGUACAACUGUUACUCGGCUCUCUGGAAUUUUUCUGUACACCAUGGGUACUUCGAUGGUGGCCUUCUCUUCAUCAGUUUUUGCCUACCUGCUCUUCCCUGCUCUCUCCCUCCUGGCUGUCGGCGGCAUCUUAUUUCUGAUCACAAACAUGCAGGUUGGAAAUCUGUUUGGCUCACGUCGCUCCACCAUCAUCACUUUGUACAAUGGGGCUUUUGAUUCCUCCUCAGCACUCUUCCUCAUCAUCAAGUUGUUGCACGAAUCUGGCGUCUCUCUUCGCGCCUCCUUCCUCUUUCUGUCCACCUGCAGCAUCAUUCACGUCCUCAGGACCUUCUUCCUGUUGCCCCGAAAGUUCAUUCCAUACCCGCUGCCUGAUGACUACACAUACGGGAUAACCUGCAACAAAUCAGACACCGUGAGUACAGAGGUGGUGGCAAAUGGACAUGCAACUACAGCAGAGGAAACGCUGCUCAACAAGAACGUCCCUGUGCAGAAAGAGAGGAGUUUUCGGGAGUGUCUGCUGUCCAGGUUCUUCGGCUGGCACCUGCUGUGGCUGUCGGUGAUGCAGCUCAGACAUUACCUGUUCAUUGGCACCCUCAACCCCAUGUUGCAGAGGCUGACAGCUGGAGAGUCCACAUUGGUGAGCCAGUACACCAACGCGUUCGCGAUCACCCAGCUUUGUGGGGUACUCUGUGCCCCCUGGAAUGGCCUCAUAAUGGACCGACACAAAAGCAAACCGCGCGCUGCAGGGGAGACGGAACUGGAGGUGGACCUGCGGGCCUCCGUGCUGUCUCUGUCCCUCACUGCGCUGCAGUGUGUGCUGUUCUCUGUGUGCGCCUCCACCCCGUACCUCCCCCUGCAGUACCUCACCUUCGUCCUGCAGGUGCUCAACCGCUCCUUCCUCUACGGCGGCAACGCGGCCUUCAUCAGCGUGGCUUUCCCAUCUUGCCACUUUGGGAAGCUGUAUGGUCUGGUCAUGGCUCUGUCUGCAGUCUUUUCCCUGCUACAGUAUCCCUGCUUUGCUCUGGUGAAAGGAGCUCUGGAUGGAGAUCCCUUAUAUGUGAACAUUGGCCUGACAGUGCUCAGCCUACUGGCCUUCAUCCAUCCCCUCUCUGUCUAUCUUCACUGUAGAAGAGUUGCCUCCGAGCGAGCCAAGACCAAACCUUCCACCAACAACUCUUAAAGCGCUCGAAACAAAAAGCAGUGAAUUGCUUUUAGCUGUAACCAUAGUUUGUACUCACAUGGCUGUGUCAACUCAGUGCACAGUUGGAAGACAUACUGUCAAAAUGUACAUUGAAUGUCAAAUGUGACCCAAAAUCUGAGGAGGUUGGGACUUUAUGAAAAAUCAUUCAAUAUGUUAAUAUGUGCAUCCAUUUUUGCAUUUGUCAAAAGGAAAAUUUGAUCUGUGAAACUUAGGCAACUUUAUGUUGCUAUUCCUUCAACGCUAAACACUGAAGAUACCCAAGCAAUGAAUCUCUUGGAAACACGUUUAAAAUUAUCCACACAAUCUCAAAACCCUUUGAGUGUGUUGAUGUGCCUGGAAUUCUAUAUACAUACACUUUUUUUUUAAGUUUACUUUCACUUGAAAGGUUUUGAAUUUGAUUUCAUUCCAAAAGGGACUUAUGCAGUGGCUGAAUUUUGAAUACAAUGUAAUGCUUUAAUGUAAAAAUAACCGUUUAAAAAAUACAAGAAUAUUUCCUACACCUUACCCAAACCGUUAAGGGAAUAACCAUGUUUCUGCUGCAGUAUUUCUGUAGAGGCAAAAUGAAGUGAAUGUCCUAAUAGAGUAAUUUUAGUUUUAUAGUGUAGUUUUUCCAGCACUUGUGAUCCUACCCAGAUACUGUAAUUUGGGAAGGUUAUUUAAAAGUUGUUACUUUUAUCCUUGUACUUUAAUUCUUGGGAGUUUCAUGCAACAUCUGAAAAUACAAGCCACUUUAAAUAUUUUAAUCAUAAAGGGAAUAAAGAAUCAAAGUGCAGCUAUUUAGAGAAUUCCUGGUUAGUUUCAAAAUGACACUUUGAACCAGAAUUUAGGGAAUCCUUCAUUUCACACAGCUGCCACCUGUAACCACAGCAAACCAGUUUCAUUCUUUGUCAAGUUGAAUGUUUACAGGAUUACGUUUUCCUAAAUCAGUGUUUUGAUUAAUGUAACUAGGAAUACAACUUCCUAAAGACAUGCAAUUAAAAGUUACAAUUGUCCAACACUACAGUUCAUGUACUUUAUGGACUCAAGUUCAAACUCCUAUUAUGCCAGAACGUCCUUGUUCAUAGUACCUAGCAGAUGGCAUUUAGUUCCCUAAAAGGUCAAAAGGCUUAACUUGCAAAGGCGUUGUGAAUCAAAUCACCGAUAUUUCUGUAAGUUUGUGAAAUUACUCAAGACUGCAAGUUAAAGUUAAGAAAAACCAGGCUGUAGUUUGCCAAAAAGAA
Messenger RNA from Menidia menidia (Atlantic silverside), 2897 nucleotides. The record is from the annotation of a GenBank genome assembly. NCBI's taxonomy places the organism in Eukaryota, Metazoa, Chordata, Actinopteri, Atheriniformes, Atherinopsidae.